Molecule: messenger RNA, 1976 nt
Organism: Durio zibethinus
Lineage: Eukaryota; Viridiplantae; Streptophyta; Magnoliopsida; Malvales; Malvaceae
Source: RefSeq, a predicted model, not a curated record
ACUGCAUAAAUAAAUAAUAAAAUGAAUAAAAAAGUGAUAAUCAAAUAAAAGAAUUGAGUGAAAGACAGCCGGAUGAGAGAGGGAUUUUAAUGAUGGGGAGGAAAGGAAAGGACAGGAUUGAAACACGACAGACCCAAAAGGGGGAGAAAGGGUUGUUCCAAUUGGACAAAUCUUAUCUCAUCAAUCUCUCUGUUCAUUGGAAAGGGUUUACAAUGUAGUAUGAGAUUUUUCACUGUUUGACAAGAUGGAAAAUCAUCUUUUACGGGCAAGGGAAAAUGAUCAAACACGUGCCCCUGAUUACCAGAGAUAUGCUCCACCUGCUGCUUGGGCUACCGUUGGAUGCUAACCUGAUUACCCAUGUUGCGUCAGUGUCAUAUCAUUCUUUGCUACAUCAAAUACCCUCCACCGUUUCCACAUCAAACCCAUAAUCAUCACGCAUCUUUCAGCCCACUCAUCCAUCCAUUACUCCCUUUUCUCUACAGUUUCUUUGCUGUACUAAACCACCCGUCGCUGUUUGUCUCUCAAAUGCCCAUAAACCACUUUGAGUAGAAACAAUCAAACGAUAACAACAUCAAGAAACAAAAGAAAAGUCCUUCAUGGAACCAAUCCAAAGCUCCCCUUCCUCAAAGCUUCACAAGCCUCCAAUUACCUUUGAAAACGCCCCCUGCACCUCUCAUUUCUACCCUCACCAAUCUUGGCUAAACUCUUACAACAAUCCCCAAAACCAUCCUCACCAUCCCUCCAUGUUCUUGUCUUCAAACCACCAUUCCCACAACUUUAACCUUAACGAAGUCGACGAAGACGACGAAUUGAGUGAUCAAACCUCCACUGACAACACCGAAAACCCUAACCGAAAUACUCAUAAAAGCCACCUAGACCAUGAAAGGGAACCUAUGUUUGAAAAGCCCUUAACCCCGAGUGACGUUGGCAAGCUGAACAGGCUUGUUAUUCCAAAACAACAUGCAGAGAAAUACUUCCCGCUCGGCGGUGACUCGGUUGAUAAAAGUUUGCUGCUGAGUUUUGAAGACGAGUCAGGCAAGUGUUGGAGUUUCCGUUACUCGUAUUGGAACAGCAGCCAAAGCUACGUAUUAACAAAAGGGUGGAGCAGAUACGUCAAAGAGAAGCAACUUGAUGCUGGUGACAUUAUUUUAUUCGAACGACACCAUACAGAUGGUGAUAGGUUGUUUAUAGGGUGGAGGAGGCGUGGUGCAGCGGUGGCGGUUGCAGCAGCUGCAGUGGAUGGCGGGAACGCCGUAAUGGGAAAUAAUAGGGGUGUUGUUGGCCGUGGCAAUGAAGGGUGGAGUAGUAGAGGAUUGUAUCAUGGACAUCCUUAUCUUGGGCAAAUUCAAGUCCAGGGGGCUAAUGUGCCAUACCAACCUAACUGUCUUCAUGCUGGAACCGUGGUUCAAAAUCAAGCCCCAGCUGGGAACCCAAAGAGGCUGCUGCGGCUAUUUGGGGUGAACCUAGAGUGUCAGCUCGAUCACUCAGAGCCAUCCACGCCUGAUAGCUCGUCGCUGUCGAGUCAGGGUCCAAGUCCAACCACCCACCAGUUUUACUCUCAAUCCUACACGUCAAACUACAUGGUGUCUGGUGACAGAAGGGCCAAGCUGACCAAGAGAUACGGGAAGCAUGAUCAGCAAUAAAUAAGAAACUUAUCAUAAAUGGAAAGGCUAGACAGAAACCAGAAAAGGGAUGAACACCUGAAUCCUGAUAAGAAGCUAUCUCAAUUUUUUUUUUUUUUUAUAAAAAAGCAUGGAAUACUAAUAAUUUUGAAUGCUAUCUCCAAGGUCAAGGAAAAACCUUGACAUUGUGCCAAGCUCAACCUCUAUAAAGAAUAAUAUAAAAGUUUAUGAAAAAGUGCAGCUAAGAAAUGCAUGAUUAAAUGGGUUAUAUAAAUGAUCUGGCCCCAAGGAAUUGGCUUCCUUAAAUGAAAACACGAUGGAAUUAAAUUAACGGACUGAGCAUAACUAUCAUGG